This is a messenger RNA of Staurois parvus, 498 nucleotides long. The record is from the annotation of a GenBank genome assembly. NCBI's taxonomy places the organism in Eukaryota, Metazoa, Chordata, Amphibia, Anura, Ranidae.
AUGGGCCCCUGUACCGCCUCCUCUUGCUGCUGCCAGGCCCGUAAUCUGCCAUGGGCCCCCGUACCGAACUCCUCAUCGCUGCUGCCUAGGCCCGUAAUCUGUCAUGGACCCUGUACCGCCUCCUCAUCUGCUAGCCAGGUCCAGAGUGUGUCAUGGUCUCCCUGUAAACGCCUCCCAUUGCUGCUGACUCCUCCAUCACCACACUCUGACCAUGUGCCACUUCAUCAGUCUCCUCACACUGCUGGUGUUCCAUUUUUGUCAUAGAUGCUGUAUAGGCCUCCCAUUGCUGCUUAAGCCAUCCACCACGCCACAACCAAUGUGGCUUCACACUCUGGAGUUUUGGCCCCGUGACUGCCCAAAAUGAGUGAAAGUUUGCGGUGAUUUCUAAGGAUCGACUGCACUCACCUGCAUGUCAUACUGAACUGACAUAUUAUUUCUCUUCCCCAGCAACUCCAAGGGCAUUUAAAGUAAAGGUACCGUGUGUCUGCACUAAUAUAA